Molecule: messenger RNA, 1569 nt
Organism: Ogataea angusta
Lineage: Eukaryota; Fungi; Ascomycota; Pichiomycetes; Pichiales; Pichiaceae
Exons: 1
Coding region: 1-1569 (522 amino acids)
Biological process (GO): nucleocytoplasmic transport
Cellular component (GO): nuclear pore
Molecular function (GO): structural constituent of nuclear pore
Source: RefSeq, a predicted model, not a curated record
AUGUUUGGCAACACAGCAGGCGCCUCGUCGACGGGCGGAACAGGCUUUUCUUUUGGAGGCUCCAAUGCCUCGAAGCCUACAUUCUCCUUCGGGAACACUCAAAAUAGUGCUCCAGCUGGGUCACAGCCCAACUCCACAGGUACUCUGUUUGGGGCCAAUAACAACAAUACAACGGGCUCCACAAACCUCUUUGGAGCCAAUUCGAAUACAAACAAUGUGUCAACGGGAUUUGGAAACACAAACACCUCGACUUCUGGAGGAUUGUUUGGAAAUAACACCACCUCUGGCGGGUUAUUUGGCCAAAACAAUACAUCCACCGCAUCAAAACCAGCAAUCUCGUUUGGCAAUACUGCAAACAAUUCCAAUCAAUCAGGGACCUCCGGAAACACAGGCUUCUCGUUUGGAGGAACAUCGAAUACUCAAAACAAUACGCAAACGGGCACCCAACCAGGAAGUCUUUUCGGAUCCUCCAGCACUUCUGCUCCUUCCACAAAUACCGGAUUCUCUUUUGGAGGUGCCAACAAUUCAGCCAAUAAUACAUCCAAUACUUCAACCAGUCUAUUUGGAAACAAAUCUGGAGGGCUGUUUGGACAGCCGUCUCAAACCACCGGCACAGGCUCUUCUCUAUUCGGAGGAAAUCAGCAAUCAGGCUCGGGUGGACUUUUGGGCAACCAACAGAAUACUUCCGGCACAUCGGGUAGUCUUUUUGGUAACCAACCAAGCAGCAGUCUAGGAGGCACAAGCAGUCUUUUCGGCAACCAACAGAACACAUCAGGAAUGUCUGGAGGGUUAUUUGGCAACCAGCAACAAAAUACAAAUCUCAACCAGCCUCAACUGCCUCCGUUAAACCCUAUGACCAAAGUGAGCGAUCUUCCGGAGGCUUUCCAAAAAGAGCUGGAGCAGCUAGACCAAUACAUCCAGACUCAGGUGGCCAUAGCUGAGCGACUAAAGAACGACGAGGAUGAACACAAAGAACUCAUCAAUAGCAUUCCUAGAGACAUUGAUUUUCUUGAGAAACGCUACUUUUCUACUAACCAGGCCCUCAAUAGUGACCUGAAGUUUGUGGAAAGCUUCAAAAACAAGACGCUCGAGAACUUUGACAACUGGGUAGAAAAACUAAUAAAGGUCUAUUUACAGCUGACCAAUCCAAUGAUCCUGGGAAUGUCUAACAACGAGCAAGCAAAAUCUGCAGAUGGCACGGUAACACAAAUCAUUGGAGUUAAUGGAGUCAGGACCGCAGGCCUUUUGCAAUCGCAGCCCUCCAAAUCACAGCAGCUGGACAAAGAUUCUCAUGUGAAUGUCCCUCAAAUUCUCAACAGCUACUACAGUGCCAAGAUCGAAGAGUUCAGACAAAACAUUGACAAGUACCAGCUAAUUCUGCAAGAGGUAGAGAACUCCAUUAGCGAUCUAGAUAAGGUUUCUUUGAGCGGAGGCCCAGCCGUUGGUUCAUAUGGACUUGAUAUGAUUGUCAGCACACUGAAAGAAGAAUUCCAGCUGUACGUGGAGCUAGCCAAUGAGUUUGCAGAAGUUCACCAUCAGGUUAAAAGGCUCGAUGACGGGUCAAUAUAG